Molecule: messenger RNA, 1638 nt
Organism: Kwoniella mangroviensis CBS 8507
Lineage: Eukaryota; Fungi; Basidiomycota; Tremellomycetes; Tremellales; Cryptococcaceae
Exons: 1
Coding region: 1-1638 (545 amino acids)
Source: RefSeq, a predicted model, not a curated record
AUGCCGCCCCUCUUCACCUCCACCAGCUGGACCACCCUCGUCCGUAAAAUAGCAGUCGCUAUGGUGUACGCCCCGAAGCCAGCCGUUGCGAUAUCAAAAGCGACAGCUUCGAAACGGACUGUCAAUCAUAUACAGAAAGCUCGACAAGUCAUACAGUCUUCUUUUCCAUCACUCUCUAUCCCUUCGCACCAACUGGGUCAUUCUUACGCUACUAUCCCAAUCAAAUCCGGCCCUACUUCGGCGUCUAGGCACUUUUCAUCUUCCAACGUUGCCAAACGACUUGGUCCAGUCCGACAAGGUUUGAAUGCAGCUGGCUCGAGACCUAGAUGGGUCAACGGACCCUCCAUCCAAGCUAAUGUGGGGUUAGGCAAAGCGAGAACCUUCGUAUCUACCACUUACCCCUCUGCUCAAAAUGCAGUCAAUGGAAAGAUCCCAAUGGUAUUUAGAGCGUUUGCUUCAUUGAUAGAAGAUGAAGAUAGGAACAAAAUAUCAAAUAAAGGUUUACCUAAAGCAAGUAGAUAUACUCCUUAUACCAAGAAUAAAUUGAAACCAACAUCGCACGGAAGAAGAAUCAGACGAAGUGAAGUUGUGAAAUCAAUCGAUUCAUCCUUUAUCGAAGAUCUCAAACACUAUUUCCCUCUUCCUUCCACCGAACCUUCCUCUGAGGAAAUCAUCUCCCUACCUCUUUUACCCGAAACGUUAAUUACCGAGGGUAAAAUAACCAUUCUCGCUUUACCUCUCUCACCAUCACUGGAAGCAUUAUUAAUCCCAAGUCAAAAUGGGUAUGACGAAACUGAAAUUGGAAUUUCAAUCUUAUCCAAAUUGACCAAAGGACUCAUAUCAAUCCAUAAUGCUUUUUCACUCCAUUCGUCCACACGGAUCAUACCCCUCCUAAAUAAAUUAGAAUCAUUGGGAGUACUAGAUUAUCAUCCGCCGGGAUUAGCCGGAAGGGUAGAUGGCGAAGUGAUCAAUGAUCAGGAUGAUCAACCUGAUAUACUUAGAUUGAUCUUUUACGAUAGAUCCAUCAAGGAUGUAAGGACGAUCUUGGGUGAGAGUUUGAGAGAGAACGAACAGGGUCAAUGGUGGGUUUUGUACGAGGAUACAAAUCAACGGGAAGAGAUGGAGUUGAAUAAAGAGGAGAGCAAAGAAAUUAUGGAAAAUUGGAAUUCACCAAUUAUACCUGCUUCUCAAGAUCAGAAUGAACAAUUGGUAUUUCCAAUACUCGACAUGUCAUAUCAACAACAAGAAGGAGAAGGAGAAGUAUUGUUCGAUAUUUCCGAAUCUAUCUUAUCGACUCCAUCAAAUUCAUGGCCUUCAACUUCAAGUGGAACUCCUCUGGAAGUUGAGGAUCAAUCAAUUUCGAUGAUUUCCUCGAUAUCGACGGAGUCAUUAACCGAAUCACUUUUGUCUCGAUUAUCUUCUUCCGACGAGGAUCAAAGGAUCUGGUCGGUUCAUCCUUCCGAUUCAGAUUCGGACGUCGAAUCUUCGUCGGUCCUCUCACAGGAGAUGGAAGAGUGGAAUCAAGUUGAUCAACUGCUUGCUUCCCCGACAGGGGGAAACGGAGAUGAGGAAGGAGAAGUUAUGGUUAGUUGGUCAGGUUCAGGUGAAGGUUUUGGUUUUUUAGCUCAACCUUGGUGA